Messenger RNA from Darwinula stevensoni, 3741 nucleotides. The record is from the annotation of a GenBank genome assembly. NCBI's taxonomy places the organism in Eukaryota, Metazoa, Arthropoda, Ostracoda, Podocopida, Darwinulidae.
AUGCAACGAGUCAGACGACGAAUAAGCUCUCUGAAGCUGCCGAUGCAGCCCAAGCGCAGGCCCACCUUGGCCGAGCUGAAGAAGGAGAUCGACAUUGACGACCAUCAGAUUCCCCUGGAUGAUUUGGCGACAAGGCUUGACGUCGACAUCGAAACAGGCUUGAGCGAAGAAGAAGCAAAGCAUCGACUGACGAGGGACGGACCGAAUUCCCUCACGCCUGCGACGACCGUCCCCGAGUGGGUGAAGCUCUUCAAGCAGCUGUCGGGGGGGUUCGCCCUGCUGCUGUGGAUCGGGUCGUUCAUCUGCUUCGUCACGUAUGGGAUCCAGGCGGGGUCUUAUGACGACCCGCCGGAUGAUAACUUGUUCCUCGGGAUCGCGCUGGCCAGUGUCGUCAUCAUCACAGGUGGCUUCUCGUACUAUCAGGAAGCGACGAUCCGAUCGGAGGAACUCGUCCUGGGCGACAUCAUCGAGGUGAAAUUCGGCGACCGCAUCCCGGCCGACAUCCGGAUCAUCGAGGCUUGGGGACUGAAGGUGGACAACUCCUCGCUGACGGGCGAGUCCGAGCCCCAGACCCGAUCCGCCGCUUGCACCCAUUACAACCCGCUCGAAACUCACAAUCUGGCGUUCUUAUCCACCUACGCCGUGGAAGGCACUGCUAAAGGGAUCGUGAUCAUGACCGGAGACAAAACGGUGAUGGGUCGAAUCGCAAAUUUGGCGUCGGAUUUGCACGCCGGCAAGACCCCGAUCGCGAAGGAACUCAUUCGUUUCGUUCACAUCGUCACUGUCGUGGCCGUGGUCCUGGGGGUCGGCUUUUCCAUCGCUGCCUUUGCCAUGGGCUACGACUGGCUGCAGGCUGCCGUCUUUUUGACCGGAAUCAUCGUCGCGAUGGUUCCCGAGGGUCUUCUUCCCACCGUGACGGUGAGUUUAACGUUGACAGCAAAGCGAAUGGCAGCCAAGAACUGCUUGGUAAAGCACCUAGAAGCCGUAGAAACAUUAGGGUCCACAUCAACCAUCUGUUGCGACAAGACCGGAACUCUGACUCAGAAUCGAAUGAGCGUUUCUCACAUGUGGUUCGACAACCAUAUCGUAAAAAUCGACACGACGGAGCACCAAGCUGAACCGAAAUACGACAGGAACAGUCCAGGAUGGCACGCCCUCUUUCGAGUGGCCGCGCUCUGCAGCCGUGCCGUCUUCAGAGGCGGCCAGGACGACGUCCCCCUCCUGAAAAGGUUCGCACAGACAUUCCGCGCUCCUCGAAUUCUCGCACCAGACAGAAUUAAAACGCUCCUCUUGCGAUCUAGAGAAGUGACCGGAGACGCCUCGGAGGCCGCACUCCUGAAAUGCGUCGAGUUCGCCAUGGGAAACAUCGCCUGCUACCGACAGAAGCACAAGAAGAUCUGCGAGAUCCCCUUCAACUCGACCAACAAGUACCAGGUGAGCAUCCACGAGGGAAACGACCCGGACGGGCGACCGUCGUACCUGCUGAUGAUGAAGGGAGCGCCGGAACGCAUCGUGGAGCGGUGCUCCACCAUCUUCAUCAACGGGAAGGAGUUCCCCCUGGACGAUCACUGGAAGAGCAACUUCACGGCAGCUUAUACGGACCUGGGCGAGCGCGGGGAAAGGGUCCUCGGGUUCUGCGACUUCAGACUCCCGCUGGAGGAAUUCCCGCUGGGAUUCAAGUUCGACGCGGAGAAGCAGAACUUUCCUCUGAAUGGACUGCGAUUCGUCGGGCUCAUGUCCAUGAUCGAUCCGCCGAGGAGCGCCGUUCCGGAUGCGGUGGCCAAGUGUCGGUCGGCGGGGAUCAAGGUCAUUAUGAUCACCGGGGAUCAUCCCAUCACGGCCAAGGCCAUUGCAAGAUCCGUUGGCAUCAUCUCGGAGGGCAGUGAAACAAUGGAAGACAUCGCGAAUCGUCUGAACAUGGAUGUGAAAGAAGUCGAACCAUCCAGCGCGAGGGCAGCCGUGGUGUGCGGCUCCGAACUCAGGGAAAUGUCAUCCUCCCAUCUCGACGACCUCCUAAGGCAUCCUCCUCCCUCCCCCACAAACCCCACAAACCCCCACAAAUCACGACACACCAUACCGUUCUCUCCCCCCAGGAAACACCCGGAAAUCGUGUUCGCCCGCACCUCGCCCCAGCAGAAGCUGAAAAUCGUCGAGGGCUGCCAGCGUCUGGGCGCCAUCGUGGCCGUGACCGGUGACGGAGUCAACGACUCCCCCGCCCUCAAAAAAGCCGACAUCGGAAUCGCGAUGGGUAUCGCCGGCUCGGACGUAUCGAAGCAAGCAGCCGACAUGAUUCUACUGGAUGACAAUUUCGCCUCCAUCGUGACCGGAGUGGAAGAAGGUCGAUUGAUCUUCGACAACAUAAAGAAAACGGUCGCAUACACCCUCACGAAAAACAUGACGGAGCUUGCGCCGGUCGUGCUCUUCAUCGUGGCCGCCAUACCGCUGCCUCUUGGGACCAUCACCAUCCUUUGCAUCGACCUUGGCACCGAUUUGCUUCCAGCGGUCGCCCUCGCCUAUGAGAAGGCCGAGUCAGACAUCAUGAAACGCCAGCCCAGGAAUCCCUUCACAGAGAAAUUACAAGCAGCCGACAUGAUUCUACUGGAUGACAAUUUCGCCUCCAUCGUGACCGGAGUGGAAGAAGGUCGAUUGAUCUUCGACAACAUAAAGAAAACGGUCGCAUACACCCUCACGAAAAACAUGACGGAGCUUGCGCCGGUCGUGCUCUUCAUCGUGGCCGCCAUACCGCUGCCUCUUGGGACCAUCACCAUCCUUUGCAUCGACCUUGGCACCGAUUUGCUUCCAGCGGUCGCCCUCGCCUAUGAGAAGGCCGAGUCAGACAUCAUGAAACGCCAGCCCAGGAAUCCCUUCACAGAGAAAUUAGUGACUCCUUGCCUCGUGUGCAUGUCGUACUUCCACAUCGGAGCGAUGCAAAUAGCGGGGGGAUAUCUCGCAUAUUUCACGAUCAUGGCGCACAACGGAUUCAGGCCUCUCAGUCUGUUCGGGCUCCGCUCUCAUUGGGACUCCAAGGCGAUCAACGAUCUGGAGGAUUCGUACGGCCAAGAAUGGACGUAUACUGACCGCAAGAACUUGGAAUUUGCAUGUUAUGCCGGGUUUUUCCUUGCCAUCGUGAUCGUGCAAUGGGCCAAUCUCAUCAUCUUGAAGACGCGACGUAAUUCGGUGUUCCAACAGGGAAUGACGAACUGGGUCAUGAACUUCGCCCUAGUAUUCGAGACGGCCAUGGCCGCAAUGUUCCUCUACACACCCGGUCUGGUAGAAGCCGUCAGCAUGUAUCCUCUCAAAUGGGAAUGGUGGCUGCCCGCCCUGCCGUUUUUCUUCCUCAUUCUCACUUACGAUGAGCUUCGAAAGUUCCUGCUGCGUCGCAAACCAGGCGGAUGGAAGACUUCGGCCGAACGCAACUUUGUCGCGUAUGCGAUUCCUCGCUACAAUCCCUGGGCAUCCCUAAGUCCAAACAGCGUCUCUCCCCUGCGAAAGUCGCCUCCGGGCGAUGAGGUGGCUGCUUUGGUCCUCGACCGAGUCGCUUCGUGGAUCCGUUCCGGGAUGACAGAAUCGAUCGCGAGAAUCUCAACGAUGGCCAACCUGAAUGAUGACUCUUGGGACGGGAAUCCCCCGUCUCCUGCGCCUCGAGGCUUCGUUGUUGCAGACAUGUUGAGCCAAAAACGAAGACUUCACGAAGAGGUGGGCAUCGACCAUCAGAUGACCUUCGAUGACCUUGACGCCUAG